Lytechinus variegatus (green sea urchin) is the source of this 1490-nucleotide messenger RNA. RefSeq lists its product as uncharacterized. The record is from RefSeq and is a predicted model, not a curated record. Bases 75 to 1157 code for a protein of 360 amino acids. Gene Ontology annotation, molecular function: 3'-5'-RNA exonuclease activity. The transcript has a single exon. NCBI's taxonomy places the organism in Eukaryota, Metazoa, Echinodermata, Echinoidea, Temnopleuroida, Toxopneustidae.
UGGUGCCCUUUAAAGGCAACCGCUUUAAUAUUCUCUUCUUCAAUGCCGGAUUUGUGUACUUUCUUGGAGGAGAAAUGACAAGAUUCAUCAAUGGAUUUGGGGCAACAAAUAAGCUUCUCAAGUGCGUUCAAGCUGACCUGGCAGAGCCAUUGUAUAUGGCAGGCUGUAGGGCACUUGGCCUGGUGAGCAAGAUCAUCACUGCUCCACUCUGGAGGUGCUUAGAGGAUAAAGAAAUCCAUAUCUUGGAUCUGCCACAAGUCUACCGGAAGAUAGAAGAUGCCCUUAAGAGAGGCGCUGAACAUCCUCAGGAAUUCAUGGAAGGACUGACUCAACCUCUUCAAGAUGUGGAAGAUGAUGCAAUUUUCAAGGCCCUGAUACUGCCAUGUGAGAAUGAUGGCCUCACUGCCACAGUGCUUGAAAAUAUACUGCCUGCACUCUGUAAGGUAAUGGCUGCCCACAGUGCUCAUGUUGCUGAAGUGGGGGAAGAUGAGAGGGAGUCUUCGAAAAGUGUAGCGAAACACAACAAGUUCCCUGAACGAGUAUUUGCCUAUCUAGACCAGCAAAUGAGGACAAGGCCGAAUACAAGUCUCCUUGUGCAUGAAGCAACGAUCAUGUUUAGCCUGAACAAGACAGGUGACUGGCUGAAGGCAUUAUCACCCCAAGAGGCUGACGACAUCAUCUGUUCGGCAAGGAAGAGGGCAAGGACACUUCGUAGUCUAUUCAAGGAGCGCUCCGAGGCCAUCAAGCAGGAAAAGAUGAAAGCCCUUGAGGAGAGGGAGCGUGAAAGAGAGAGAAAAGAGGAGAAAAGGAGGCUUGAUCUUGAGCACUUCACCCAGGAAAUAAACUACUAUGGGUUGUGGCAAUCAGAGCGAGAGGUCGAUGAAAUGUUGAACACCCUAUCCACUCCGAAGCAGAAGAUGGAUGCUCUAAAGGCCCAGCUACGCUUUAGGCAGCACGUCCUGCGUCAAAUUCCUCCAAGACCAGAGGUCUUCUUGUUCAGCAGUAAGGGUGUUGCUCAUUCAUGGGAUGUUCUUUCAACAAAUGUAAAGACCUUGGUCCACCAAGCCUUCACCCUGCCUUCAGCAAGUGCCCCUGAGGGUGGACUGCCAUUGCUGGUUGGCAAGAGGGUAAGAAGGCCCAAGCAUAAACUGUUUUAAAAAAAAAUGAGGGAAAUGAUGAAAUUAAUACAUAAAAAUAAAAUUCUUAAAAUGAAAGAAAUCUUAUGAAAGAAUUUAACAAUUAUUUUAAUUAAUGAUGUUCAAAAAGGAAACAUUGCAGUGUAUAUGACUCUAAAUAUGUGUAUACUAUGCUAAAAUUGAUUCAACAUAUAAUAUUUUAUGCAAUAUGAUGCACUUUGUAUUGUGAUGUAAAUGAAUAUAUGCCAUUGCAGGAAAUAAAGCUUGUUUGAAAAUUAAAUUUUUGAAGUGUGUUGUCUUCAUGUGUCUAGUUUUCUUCAUCAAGGCCUUUACUUCGUUUUCCAUUCGCCUGGA